UACUACUACGAAAUUAAGAGCAUCAGUUAAAAAAAAAUCUCCUAAACUUGCUCUCCUCUUUUAAAUUUCUGCGUGCAGUACCGUUUUUGAAUAUGCCAUUUGCGUCAUUCGCUCGCCUGACUUCCGUAGAGCAGAGCGGUUUGUUGCCGAUAGAAUGAAUGCGGGUAUAGGAAGGACCAUUUUAAAGCAUUGAGUGAAUUGAAUACUAUAGAAGCAGGAAUCACCGAAAUUGUCCCAAAAUGCCAAAACCAAUUUCUGCAAAGCCAAAAAAAACAUCUAAAAGAAAAAGUAGUACACCCAUAAGGAGAGUUGCAGAAGAAGACACGGUGUUGGUGGAUUUACCCUUUGAAGACUUUCAAAGGAAAAAAGGAAUUAUAGCAAAAAGACGGCUGCCUCUGUAUGUGGAAGAGCUGGAGGAGUCUUCGGAAAGUAGACAGACUAGUUCCCAACAUCGUGUUGGACAAAAAGUCAAUCCAGAUAAGCAAGAACAUGUUGGGAAACAGAGAUUCAGGCCAGGCAAGAAGGCCUUAAUGGAAAUCAGGAAAUAUCAGGAAUCAACUGACCUCUUGCUUCGUAAACUGCCUUUCUCUAGGCUUGUGCGUGAGGUAUGCCAGAAGUACAAGCGAGACUGCUACUGGCAGGCAAAUGCCCUGCUGGCACUGCAAGAGGCUGCAGAAGCAUACAUGGUACACCUCUUUGAGGAUGCCUAUCAUUGUAGUAGGCAUGCCAGAAGGAUUACCCUGUACCCAAAGGACAUGCAGCUUGCCCGAAGGAUUCGGGGUAGAGAAUGAACACUUGGGCUUAACCACUGUGCUAUUGAAAUGUUCAUGCCUGUAGUUUUAGAUCCGCAGUGUCACAACAGCGGUUUGAAUAGUAUUUUGUAGUUGUAUAUAUUGUCUUUGUUUAAAAUGUUGUUAUUCCUCCGUUUUGAAGGAGAGAUCUCAUAGUUUGCAUGCUGAUUACUGAAGAAUUUUAAAUCCUGAAAAAAAUACCCAGUGCAGGUGGCACUGUUUAGUAUAAGACAGUGAAAGUGCACAUUACUUUCUCAGUGCACCUUAGCUUCUGAUAUGCUGCAUGAUUUUUUUUUUGUUUUGGAUUAAUAAAUAUCAGUAGAUUUUAAUGGCUAUCAAAAAAUUAGAAACUGUAUUUCUACCUGGCUACAGUCACUAACUGCAGAAUUCAUAUGGUAUAUAGCUAGAAAAAUGUAGCUUGUUCAUUUAACUUGAAAAAUAUUGUGUUUAUUUUAUUAUCAGCAAAUAUUAUAGGACACUUGCUAUAUAUAUAUAUAUAUAUAUAUAUAUAUAUAUAUAUAUAUAUAUAUAUAUAUAUAUACAUGUGUGUUUAUAUAUAGCUUGAGUCAUGCUUUGUGCUUUACUAUACUUGACUAAUUAUUGUAUGAUUUGCCAUUGGAACAUGGUAAUAAUUUUUAUAUGGUCUAAACUGUUAUUAAAAAAAUGAUUGGUA
Messenger RNA from Protopterus annectens (West African lungfish), 1464 nucleotides. Its product is annotated as histone H3-like centromeric protein A. The record is from RefSeq and is a predicted model, not a curated record. Gene Ontology annotation, cellular component: nucleosome. NCBI's taxonomy places the organism in Eukaryota, Metazoa, Chordata, Ceratodontiformes, Protopteridae. The transcript is spliced from 6 exons. Gene Ontology annotation, molecular function: protein heterodimerization activity; DNA binding; structural constituent of chromatin. Bases 240 to 791 code for a protein of 183 amino acids.